GCGGCGGCGGCGGCGGCGGCGGCGGCGGCGGUCAGCGCGUCCCGUGCCGGUGCCCAGCAGCCGCCGCCGCCGCCGCUCGGCAACAUGGCGGACCUGGAGGCCGUGCUGGCCGAUGUCAGCUACCUGAUGGCGAUGGAGAAGAGCAAGGCCACGCCGGCCGCCCGCGCCAGCAAGAAGAUCGUCCUGCCCGAGCCCAGUAUCCGGAGUGUGAUGCAGAAGUAUCUCGAAGAGAGAAACGAAAUAACCUUUGACAAGAUUUUCAACCAGAAAAUUGGUUUCUUGCUAUUUAAAGAUUUUUGUUUGAAUGAAAUUAAUGAAGCUGUACCUCAGGUGAAGUUUUAUGAAGAGAUAAAAGAAUAUGAAAAGCUUGACAAUGAAGAAGAUCGCCUUUGUAGAAGUCGAAAAAUUUAUGAUACUUAUAUCAUGAAAGAGCUGCUAUCUUGUUCGCAUCAAUUCUCAAAGCAAGCUGUAGAACAUGUACAAAUCCACCUAUCCAAGAAAGAAGUGACAUCAACUCUUUUUCAGCCAUACAUAGAAGAAAUUUGUGAAAGUCUUCGAGGCAACAUUUUUCAAAAAUUUAUGGAAAGUGACAAGUUCACUCGAUUUUGCCAGUGGAAAAACGUAGAAUUAAAUAUCCAUUUGACCAUGAAUGAUUUCAGCGUUCAUAGGAUCAUUGGCCGAGGAGGAUUUGGUGAAGUAUAUGGUUGCAGGAAGGCAGACACUGGAAAAAUGUAUGCGAUGAAAUGCCUCGACAAGAAGAGGAUCAAGAUGAAGCAAGGAGAAACAUUAGCCUUAAAUGAGAGGAUUAUGCUGUCUCUUGUGAGCACAGGAGAUUGUCCUUUCAUUGUCUGUAUGACCUAUGCCUUCCACACUCCCGAUAAGCUCUGCUUCAUCCUGGACCUGAUGAACGGGGGCGAUUUGCACUAUCAUCUCUCCCAGCAUGGUGUUUUUUCGGAGAAGGAAAUGAAGUUCUACGCCACGGAGAUCAUCCUGGGGCUGGAACACAUGCACAGUCGCUUUGUCGUGUACCGAGAUUUGAAGCCCGCGAAUAUCCUCUUGGAUGAACACGGACACGUGAGGAUAUCAGACCUAGGCCUGGCGUGUGAUUUUUCGAAAAAGAAGCCGCACGCGAGUGUGGGCACGCAUGGCUACAUGGCUCCCGAGGUGCUGCAGAAGGGGACGGCGUAUGACAGCAGUGCCGACUGGUUCUCCCUGGGCUGCAUGCUCUUCAAGCUCCUGAGAGGUCACAGCCCUUUCAGACAACAUAAAACCAAAGAUAAGCACGAGAUAGACCGAAUGACACUCACCGUGAACGUGGAGCUCCCCGACACCUUCUCCCCGGAGCUGAAGUCCCUGCUGGAGGGCCUGCUGCAGCGUGACGUCAGCAAGCGGCUGGGCUGCCACGGAGGCGGCGCGCAGGAAGUGAAAGAGCACAGCUUCUUCAAAGGCGUCCACUGGCAGCACGUCUACCUGCAGAAGUACCCGCCCCCCUUGAUCCCUCCCCGGGGAGAAGUGAACGCCGCCGACGCCUUUGACAUCGGCUCCUUUGAUGAGGAGGACACCAAAGGCAUCAAGCUCCUUGAUUGCGACCAAGAACUCUACAAGAACUUCCCUUUGGUAAUCUCCGAACGCUGGCAGCAGGAAGUAGCGGAAACAGUUUACGAAGCAGUAAAUGCAGACAUGGACAAAAUCGAGGCCAGGAAGAGAGCUAAAAAUAAGCAACUGGGCCAUGAAGAAGAUUAUGCACUGGGGAAAGACUGUAUCAUGCACGGGUACAUGUCGAAGCUGGGAAACCCCUUCCUGACCCAGUGGCAACGUCGCUAUUUUUACCUCUUUCCAAAUAGACUUGAAUGGAGAGGAGAGGCGGAGUCCCGUGAUUCCUGGAGUAUUUACCCCAAAAAACAUAAAAUGCAAAACUUACUGACGAUGGAACAGAUUCUGUCUGUGGAAGAAACUCAGAUUAAAGACAAAAAGUGCAUUUUGUUGAGGAUCAAAGGAGGGAAACAAUUCGUCUUGCAAUGUGAGAGCGACCCCGAGUUCGUGCAGUGGAAGAAGGAGCUGACGGAAACGUACACCGAGGCCCAGCGGCUGCUGCGACGGGCCCCCAAGUUCCUCAACAAGCCCCGGCCGGGCGCCGUGGAGCUGGCCAAGCCCCCACUCUGUCACAGGAGUAGCAACGGCCUUUGACGGCAGGACGGGGAGGGCCCUGGGUGAGACAGGGCCCCCGCUCGGGAAGGCCACGCCGGGGGCUGCGCCCCCCCCCCCAGGGAGCCCCGUGGAAGGGGGCCACACUUAUCUCGGGGGAUCUCGGCAGCCAGGGGGCCCCGGGGCCCUAAGACGCUGCUCCCAGGAGCCAUGGUGACUGUCCUCAGGCAGGAGGUGGGAGGGGGCCCCCAGCCCUGCCGAUCCCUCCUGGGCACCUCCCGCCGCGGCCCUCGUGUUGCCUGCACUCAACUACUGAAGAGACGAGAGUUCUUGGUCUUGGCUACACACUUAUUUUGGUAUAUCCGAACCUCGCAUCGAAACGGUCCCGUUCCCACCACUCCAGCUACCGUCAGACCUGCCGUCGGCUCGCGGGGAUGGACGGGCUCCACUGCCUCCGGAGCUGGUUCACAGGCGGCCCGCCCUAAAGAGCCGGUACUGGGUGUCCAGUCGGCUGGGUACUAGCGUGGGCGGCGAACCCACGUCCUUUGGUCCUGGGCCGGGUGGGGGCCGCGGUGGAGGGGUGUGGGGGGCGGGGCAGAGAGGGAAGAUGUUCUCAGCUGAGGCUGCUCACUGCCCGCAAGCGCCCAGCACACCAGGACGGCUUAAAGUGGGGGGGGGGGGCAUGUUCCAGUAUCAGGGAGUCUCAGUCCCAGGGCCCCUGCGACCCUGAGAAAUCAGCCAGGGCCCCGGGCAGGAGGGUUCGCCUGAGCAAACUUUCCCGGCGUCCGGGAGGGCGUGGAUGCUGCCGGGUCUGUCUGGGGCCUCGCCAGUGAGGCACCGAGUGGCACGGCCGUCCUGGACCCGUCCACCCGUUCUCAGGAAACACCAGUAACGGGCGCACGCGGGGAGAGGAGGCCGGCUCUGUCCUCCACACGCUGAGUUCAUUUAAAGUGAAUUUUCCCGAGGAAACAAGGAGUGUGUGGACACGGGUGGCCCGAGAGAGGAUUCUCCUUGACUUCAGGGUUGUCGUUGUGGCGUGUCCGUGCCGAGGGCUCGCGGCCUCUGGCGGGGACAGCAGGAGAGCCUGGGGCAGCCUUUCACCUCGGUCCAUUUGUCCUUGCUGUGUUUCGUGCCAUUUUCAUGCUCCUCCCCCCCCCCACCCCCGCACCCCCAAUAAAUGCUGAGUCGUAAGAACCACUGUGCUACCCAGCCCAGCCCAGUCCUCCAAGUCAUCAGACUGGGGUGGUGGGGGGUGGGGAGGAGGAGUUCUGAGCAUUCAAGCGUUUGUUCAGUCUUGGUGCCAUGUGGGUGUCCGUCUCUCCAUCGCUGGCAUCAUCCUCAUGACCCGUACCCCGGCCUAGAGACCUCCCGAAGGCUUCGCGACUUGGCGCUCAUGUACAGUGCUCUCGGAGAGAGAACGCGCUAGCAGUGGACAUCCUGUCUGGGGAGUUUGGGAGAGGGUUGCGGCAAGGACAGAGACCUGGACAGGCACUGCCCGCCUCUGCCUCUGCUGUCCUCGGGGACGGGAAUUUGCAUCAUGGUCUGCUGUUUCCGCGGGGACGGCGGGGAGAGUCUGGGGGUCCUCGUCCCAGGGACCCUCCAGACAUAACAAGGGAAGCACCGGGCCCCAGGUUUAGUUUUUUUGUUUAACAGAAACAGGAAAAAUAGCGGCUCUUUGUUGCGUCUGCCUCAGUUGUCCCUGCUGUCAGUCUCAUGCCCCCCCCCCCCCGCCCCAGGCACUGGGCACUGCAGGUUCAGGCCACCCCCCACCCCAGACCAGGGGGGCCGGCUGCUUCAGGGCCUGAGCUGCAGGGCACUAACUCUGCCCACUCGCCUCUCUCUGGAAAAUACCCUCUGGGCUCCGAAGCAGACAGCAGGUCAGACUCUUCGAGCGAGGAGAACGUUCAUCGGAAACUCUCCCUUUCGCUUCAGACGCUGUCCCCGACACCUGCCCCCGGGCCACAUCUGAUUUAGGGUGACAUGGCCUAAAGUGCCUCUGGGAGGGGGUGGUCACUGGCCACGUGGGGGUCCGGUUUCGCAGCCCUGGGCCUGAGCCAGCAGCCUGGCCAUGUGGUAAGCGGGUAUUUCUGCUUCCACAUGAAGACCCCUCCUCCCCCACCCCCCAAGAAGCCUGAGGGCUCCGGAGUGUCCCUAAAUGCCUGGACGUCCCCCAAGUCCUGACAUUUGCCUCCUUCCCGGGGUCUGGACCUUUAUAAAGGACCAAACGUAGCACAAAUCUGCUUCUGACCUUAGAAUUCCGCGGUGGGGAUAUUUUCAAGUGCUCCAAGAUAAAGUUACUAUUUUUAUAAAAUGUUAUCACAGAUCUUCCUGUCAGCCCCCCAAUGGAACCAGUAAAGCGAGAGGCCUAUCACAGCAGGUGACGACAUUCGUUUCCGGGACCCCACAGGACGGGGGUUAAUGCCCAAUGCCCGACUCCUGCAAAACCCCGGGCUUGUGACCAGUUUCUGCCUGAACCCUGGGCCUCUCCUCGGGGCCCGGGUUCCCUCCUGUCACCGGACACCCGGUGUGUCCUUCCACCUGAUGGAGUUGGAUGGCCCACCAGGCCUUUCGGAGACCCCGGGACCCUGUCCCCGUCUCGGCCAGCUGGCUGAGGCCGCAGGCCCCAGUGCUGUAGGGAGAGGCGCUUACCGUGCAGUGGGCUCGGAGAGCAGGUGCCCACCCCGUUCCCCCCAGCGCAGUAGCCUGUCCCCCCCACCCCCCACCCCGCCACCCCCUGACCCAGCACAGGGCGAUCUGAAACCCGCCCUGCGGCCGUCUUGAAAGCAGCUGUUUCAGCACCUGCCGCUGCCCAGAAGGAUGGUGCGGCUUUACUAGCUCCAGAAGAGCAAAGUGUCUCUUUUUUUUCUUAUUCUUUUUCCUGAUUUUUAUUUUUUUAUUUUUUUAUUUUUUUGGUCCUCUGAACUCAUUAACUCUGAAUCUGUAGGUGGGCUGAUUCAGUUCAGCAUUUUUUUUUUUAAUCUUUCUUAGCUCUCAGAUGUGUCCACAUAGCAAGAAGGAAACAGGUGCCAGGACUUCCCCUGAUGGAUGCCUGUGACCGUCAGGCUUGUCCGGGCGUGAGCCCACUGGCCUGGCCAUCCCUUGGGGCCUGCUCCUGCCCCCAGGCACUAUCUGCUUUUUUUUUUUUCUUUUACUCUGCCCAAUAACCCGAGGUGGCUGGGAGUUUGGGCGGGAGGCCCCAGGGAGGAAGGUAGUGGGAGGAACAGGGCAAAGGGAGACAGGAAUAAAUGUGCAGGCACAAAAGCAUCCUCUUGGCCAGAGCAGCAGCAGACAGGGCGCUUGCCUGAGUUUGAUCCCUGGCACCCCGUAGGGUCUCUCAAGGCCUGCCAGGAGCGGUUCCUGACCGAGCACAGAGCCAGGAGUAAGUCCUGAGCACCGCAGGGUGUGACCCUCAAACAAACAAAAGCAUUAUCCCGGGGGCAGAGAGAGAGAGAGAGAGAGAGAGAGAAUCCAGGGUGAAGGCCCUUGCCUUGGCAUGCAGGUGACUCAGACGACCCAGAUUCGAUCCCCAGCUCCACAGAGGGUCCGCUCCCCUGCAUUCUGCUAGGAGGGAGUCCUGAGCACAGAGCCAGGAGUAAAUCCUGAACACUGCUGAGUGUGGCCCCCGAAACAGAAAGCCUUUUCUCGGGGCCCGAGGACCAGCGAAGUGACUGGAGGACCCGUGAGGAGGACUCCCUGCAGACCCCAGGGCCGAGUGCUCAUUCUUAGACCCAUGGCUGGGUGUUUGGAGGCUCUUGCUUUCCGUCGGCACAGAGCCGCUGGCUGUGGGCCAGGAACUCCAGUCCCCCUGCAGGAGGACGCACGGCCCCAGCGUGGCCACCCCCUGUGUGCGUGCACGGCUCCUUGGAGGAACAGCUGCGGGGCCUGCUGCUCAUGGCCUGCUGCUCAGGGCGGACUUGGUCAGAGUCCCCGGGAGCAGCCCCGGCCUGCAGGAGGAGCCACGCCCAUGUCUCCAGCGGCCUUGACUCCCAGUUUUGUUUCUUAGUAUUUUAAACUACGCCUGACUGUGCGCAGAGGCUAAUCCCAGCUCUGCUCAGGGGACUUGGCGGUGCCAGAAUUUGAACCCAGGCCUCCCAAAAAAGCAUGCACGGAGCUCGUGGAACUGCCCUGCUGGCCUUCUUCACUGAGAAAAACUUUUUUCUUUCUCCCUCCCAUGUAAGGGGUGACUGGAGAAGCUUCAAUGACUUAGAAAGGUUCACGUUGAUCAUUUUUCAAAAUCCAGGUCACAUUUUUAAAGUUGCUUUUAUUUUUUUAUUUUAUUAUUAUUAUUAUUUUUGCUAUAGAAUCAAUAAAAGUUGAUCUAUAGAAUGGGACUCCUUGAUUUCCCCAAGUAAUAGACUGUGGACAGCCUUUUGUCCUCAAAAAAAACAGGAUCAUUGUUUCUCUUGAGCUAGGUAACAAGGCUCCCUGUCACAGCCCCCAAAGGCCCCAAAGGCCCGGGGGACUGAGUGAACAGUGGUUCCUGAUGUGAAUCAAGGCAGCACUCCAAAUUUUAAAUUGCCUUUCACUUUUAAAGUAGCUGAAACGCAUCAACUAUUAAUCCAUGUUCCGUGGUUUUUUUUUUUUUUUUUUUUUACUCUUAAAACCACAGACCAUGGGUUCACAGUUAGGUGUAUUUCCUCCAGAUCCAGCAAAGAUACUGCGUUUUAGCAUGAAAUAAGUCGGAUGCUUAGAGUUCACUCUCUUGGACCUAAUCUCUGAAGUCAUCUUGGAAAAUUGGUAACCGUGCUUCCACUUUUUUGUGUUGUCCUAAUAGAAAAUGUCUUUCACGGAAGAGCAGGGAAACAGGGAACUAUUUCUAAGCUUGCUAUUGUUCGAAAUACAAAGGAGUCGAAAUUUAACUUCUUGGUUAAUUGCAUUUCAUGGUGUAUAUAUUAUAUAUGUGGUUUAUAAGGAAAUCACUGACUAUGUAAGUUCUGUCGUUAAAUUGUAUUUUUCUAUGUCAUAAUUAUAGUAGAUUUGGCUUUCUCUGGGUAACAUGAAGAUUGUUAAACCACACACACACACACACUCACAUAUAAACACACACACACAACACACGUAUAUGUGUAUAAAAAACAAGAGUUCUAUUUUGGCACAAAGGCAUCUUAUAUUAUUUAUUGACUCCUUAAGUCUGUCUUCAUCAGAGACAUUCCUUAUCAGUUCUGCCCCCCUUGGUUUGUGUCGUGUUAUUUAAAGAAACGGCCGCCUUGGCACCGUCCAGCAGAUGAGUUGGGGCUGGCGUGCGCCCAGCAAGCGGUGCAUGGGGGGUCGCCCUGUUCACAGCCCGGGCUCGCCCUUUCCACCAGCGCCCACCCUCCAGCCAGGCUGGGAGGCCCGUGCACGCACACGGCGACAUCUGCCUGGGCCUUCAUCUGCCCCCCUGCCGCUUCAUCUACCUCUUCAAAGGCCGCUUGCUUCUGGGCGGUGCCCUGGCACCCUCCGUGAAGACAGCCUCCCCCGUAGAAGAAGGUCCGGGAGACACUUCCCUGUGCUCCCCAAAUCUGGGUCACCCUCCCCACACCCAGGGCAGAAGUGAGCAGGGCGGGGCAGCCCUCCCAUCCUCCUGGGUCGCCUCAAGGGAGCCCCCUGGGAGCUGGGUGCAGGGGGCGCUGAGUUCCACCCCUGGGGCACCGCUCCUCCUCCUGACCGUGCCAACCCCCCCACACACACACACUGUCCCCCGGGAUCUGGUUGUCACUCCUGAUUUGUCAGCCGCUGGAUGGGAAGACCUCGGGACUGUCGGACUGUCGGGGUGUCAGCCGUCCACUGUGGGGACGGCGUUUGAAUGGGACUGGUCCCUGCUCUUGUGGAAUGUUCUGGGCAUGAGCCUGAUGGACACACACACACACACUCUGGGCAUGAGCCUGAUGGACACACACACACACACACACACACACACACACACACACACACGCUGAGAGAGGCCUGCCUUACAUCCCAGCAGGAUGGAGUGGGUCCUCCCGAGGGCUCUCACGGGUGGCGGAACCGUCCCCCCUCCCCCUCUGUCCUCAUGGCUGAGUGUCCGUGUCCCCGCCCCUCUUCAAGACGUGCCCCGCCUUCUCCUGCCCUGCACUGCUCCACCCGGAGUGAAGCCCGAGCUGCUGCCGUGCCCCCGACACCGGCUCCGCCUCUCCGCCGAGUCUUUCUUCUCUCUCACCGCGGCUGCGCCCGUGGAGGGUCCCGGCCCCUCAGUGGACGUUUCGCUAGUGCACGCUGGAACUAGUGCAUCGCCCGCCCUGCGCCCCCCCACUCCCACUUCCUCGGGGACUUUGGAGCCGCGGGGCGGGUUUCCUCUGUGGAUCAAUUGCUUAUAUAAAAAUCUCAAUAAAAAAGAAAGGACCUGA
Molecule: messenger RNA, 8489 nt
Organism: Sorex araneus (European shrew)
Lineage: Eukaryota; Metazoa; Chordata; Mammalia; Eulipotyphla; Soricidae
Gene: GRK3
Product: G protein-coupled receptor kinase 3
Exons: 22
Coding region: 85-2187 (700 amino acids)
Biological process (GO): protein phosphorylation; regulation of signal transduction; G protein-coupled receptor signaling pathway
Molecular function (GO): G protein-coupled receptor kinase activity; G protein-coupled receptor binding; ATP binding
Source: RefSeq, a predicted model, not a curated record